UUGCCGUUUGUUGUGCCUAAGGUCAUUCUGCUGAGAGGGGAGCAAGUCGGCCAGAAGCAAUGGUGAAGAGCGCUGUGAAAGUGUUUGUUCGGUUUCGUCCGAGCGGAAUUCCGCCAGAUGGUGUCGAGGUGCUUCCCGACGGGAAGUCUGUGAUCGUUGAGGUAAGGAAGAAGGAAUCGUCAGGUGUCGUCAACAACAAUCGCGAACGGCUUUCUUUCAAAUUUGACGGGAUCAUCCAAAACACCAGCCAAGAGGCAGUGUUUACAGAAUGUGCAGAGGACGUAGUCUCCCGAGUGCUCAAUGGCUACAAUGGCACGAUUUUUGCCUAUGGCCAGACGGGGUCGGGUAAGACAUAUACAAUGGUGGGUGAAAAUAUGAUCUUCCAUCUGCGAGGCAUCAUCCCCCGCUCCCUCCACUACGUAUUCCGAGAGAUAGAUUUGAGAACUGAUCGAGAGGUUAUUGUGAGAGUGUCGUAUUUGGAGAUCUAUGGGGAGGUGCUUUGUGACCUGCUGUCGGACGACCCGGCAUCGGGAGAGAACCUGGCGAUAGUGGAACAAGCAGGCGUGACAAAGGUGAAAGGGCUGACGAAAAGAAUAGCAAGGAGCGAGGAAGAGGCACUGACCUAUUUCUUCGAGGGCGAGGCGAAUCGAUCUGUUGGACCACACAUACUAAACGAAACGUCAAGCCGAUCGCACUGCAUCUUCACCAUUCACUUGGAGUGCAAACUGAAUGAUCAUCCCAGCGAAAAGGUAACGGUGUCGAAGUUGAACUUGGUGGACUUGGCGGGAUCGGAGAGGGUGAAGAAGACGAUGACGUCUGGCGACAUGCUGAAAGAGGCGAUGACAAUCAACAAGUCCCUGACUUUCCUGGAGCAGGCUGUGAAUGCACUGUCCAAAGGGCACAGCCACGUGUCGUUCCGGCAGACGAAGCUGACCGCAGUGUUGAAGGAUGCCCUGGGCGGCAACUGCCGAACAGUGAUGAUCGCGUGUGCAUGGACGGAGACUCCCUAUCUGGAGGAGACGAUGACCACUCUCAAGUUUGCACAAAGAGUCAGGGCCUUAACGACGUACGCUGUGGUCAACGAGAAGUCGGACCCUGCGACGAUGAUCAGGCGCUACGAGAGGCAGAUUGCGGAUCUCAAACAGGAGCUAGCGAUGCGAGACACAUUGACCGGCCGAGGUCGCAUCCCCUAUGAUGAUCCAACGGAUGUGGAGCGGCAUGAGUUGGGGAACAAGAUCCGUGCGUAUCUGAAUGGCGAGGCGAACGUGGACAUCGUUCCAAUUGAGACUCUGAAGCAGAUCAAGGAGUGUUUUCGGCAAUUCCGUGAAGCACACGUGUUGCUCUUGGCAGACUUGAAGAAGGAGGUGGCAGAGAGGAGGGCGUCCGUGACAGAAACCGAAGGAUUGAGUGGAUCGCCAACAGAGGGGGGGCAAGCGGCCGGUGAGGAGAGCGGCGGGGAAAGUCUCGUGGGGGAGGUGGACCCGGAUCCCAAGCUAGGAAUCGAUGUAGGACAAGCCCCUGCCAAUGCCAGGCCUUCGCAACCGGAUGGAUCGGCCGACCCCCUUCAUCCCUCCUCUGGCGACGACAACCAGACAUCCGCUGCAGAGAACAAGGACGACCGGGACUCGGCGGCAUGGGAAACUGAAACCGCCCGAAAAAAUGUGUUUCUUACACAGUACAAGAAACAUGUACCCGAUGGCAAGACACUCGACGAGACCCUGAAGAACUGCUUGGUGAAGCUGAGGGAGAAGCGCCAUGCUAUCAAGGAAAUCAUAAACUCUGUCAAUCAGUCGAAGCGGAGCAUAGAUGAGCUAAGGGAGAGCCUCGAUGCCAAGAGGGAGGAGAGGCUCAACAACCGCACACCACGGACCGUGGAGGCAGAGAUGAUCGAUGAAGAGGAGUUUGAGAUGGCCAAGAAACUGAAGGCGCUGAAAGUGUCCUAUCGACAGGGAUUCAAUGUAAUCAAGACGCUACGCGCCGAGCUGCAGACCCUUGCAGAAGAAGCCGCUGAGUGCCGAAAUAACCUCGUUGUGGGGUUCAACACAUGGUAUGAGGCUCAGCGGUCGGCAGUAAAAAGCGAGCAGCCUGGGCAAGAAGACGCUUCUUCACCUGAAGACAACAUCCAUGGGGACCCGAGUUCAAAUCUCCUGCCAGAACAGCUUGUGCUCCAAAGGAUGAAUCAUGACGAUCCAGAGAUGGCAGUUUUCGAAGCCGCGAAGAAGCUGAUGAGCAGGAAUAUGCGACGGGGCGGUCUAUCAUCAUCCUAUCAGAACGAGAAGAUGCGGUUUGGGGCACGGACAAGAUACCACUGACUCCCUUGUGUCCCCUCAUCUUCUGAUUGUAAUCAUCGACAUCAUCAUCCCAUCAGAGCGAGAAGAUGCGGUUUGGGGCGUGGACAAGAUACUACUGACUCCCCUGUGUCCCCUCGUCUUCUGAUUGUAAUGAUCGACACAAGUUCCGUUUCCAUCGCCUGUUCUUCCUUUUUCUUUUCUGCCAAAAUUGUUGGACCAUUUCUCAAUUUAUGCGUGUCAUCCUUGCACAAGGGCCCUGCUAGUCUUCUCUCCCGGUUUCGUUCAAAUUUUAACGGACUUCCCGAAGGACUUAUUUUGGCUUUUAUGACUUUUUAAUGAAUUUGGUCUACUUCU
This is a messenger RNA of Chara braunii, 2645 nucleotides long. The record is from the annotation of a GenBank genome assembly. Lineage: Eukaryota; Viridiplantae; Streptophyta; Charophyceae; Charales; Characeae.